Xyrauchen texanus (razorback sucker) is the source of this 3549-nucleotide messenger RNA. RefSeq names its product 1-acyl-sn-glycerol-3-phosphate acyltransferase gamma-like. The record is from RefSeq and is a predicted model, not a curated record. Bases 688 to 1821 code for a protein of 377 amino acids. Lineage: Eukaryota; Metazoa; Chordata; Actinopteri; Cypriniformes; Catostomidae. The transcript is spliced from 10 exons. Gene Ontology annotation, cellular component: endoplasmic reticulum; endomembrane system. Gene Ontology annotation, molecular function: 1-acylglycerol-3-phosphate O-acyltransferase activity.
UCGCUGUCUUAACCGAAGGCUGCCAAUAUGUUCAUUCUAGGCUGUCAGGCUGUUGCGUCUUCGUAAAAAUUGCCAACUGGAAAUUUUUGUAGUUGGGCUAGCAUUUUGAAACCAUGUCUAGUUGGAAAUCCUAGUCACUUUGGUAACGUGCACUAUUGGUGUGGUCUUGAGUGGUGCCGCCUCUUCCAUUUAUGGGAUCUGGAUUUGUUCUUGCUUGCAUCAUUAUAAAAGUGUUCUCCACAAGUGGGAUUAGCUCUAGCAUUGGGCAGUAACAAGGGUGAUAUUCUUGUACCUUCGUCUUUUUGAAAGUAUUUCUGGGACAAACUUUUUCAGGAACAGUUGCUACAGUGUCACUUGUCGAUCUCGAAGCCUUUUGAGCUGAACCAAUUGUCUGCCUUUGAACGAAUUGAGAAGAGGCCAAUUUCAAAUUUUUUUCUGCUUUGAAGGCCAACUGUCAGAAGCGAAGAUGCUGAACCAGGGGGCUGUAAUGAUCUUCACGGGGAUCUGUGGGGCGUUAGUGAUCAUGGCGGUUGCCUACUAUGCCUACUGGUCGGUGAUACUAAGUGAAGGGCCGUGUAAAAGAGGGCUGUAGAGAAGACCCCACCGUGCUGUGUGUGUGUGCGUGCGCGUGUGUGUGCGCGUGUGCGUGCGCGUGUGUGUGUGUGUGUGUGGAAGGGGCUCUCCGUCAUGGGUGUGGUAACGUGGCUGAAGAGCCUGUUCAUCCUGCAGCUUUUGAUUGGCUUUGUUUUUGUGGUGAGCGGCCUAAUUAUCAACUUCACUCAGCUGUGCACCUGUGUGCUGUGGCCCAUCAACAAACAGCUCUACCGCAAGAUCAACACCAGACUCGCCUACUCUCUAUGGAGCCAGUUGGUGAUGUUGUUGGAAUGGUGGUCUGGCACAGAUUGCAUGCUGUACACCGAUCAGGCCACGGUGGAUAAGUUUGGUAAAGAGCACGUCAUCAUCAUCCUCAACCACAACUAUGAGAUCGACUUCUUGUGUGGCUGGACCAUUUGUGAGAGAUUCGGUGUGCUGGGGAGCUCCAAGGUCCUGGCUAAACAUGAACUGCUGAAAGUGCCUCUGGUUGGCUGGACGUGGUACUUCCUGGAAAUCGUGUUCUGCAAAAGGAAGUGGGAGGAGGACAGGGAAACUGUCUUCAGCGGGCUGAACAGUCUCAAAGAUUACCCAGAAUACAUGUGGUUCCUGCUGUACUGUGAAGGAACAAGGUUUACAGAAAAGAAACAUCAGAUAAGCAUGCAGGUGGCUGAGAGUAAAGGCCUUCCCAAACUGAAGUACCACCUGCUGCCCCGCACCAAAGGAUUCACCACUACACUGCAAUGCCUGAAGGGAACAGUAAAAGCGGUGUACGAUGUCACGCUGAACUUCAAAGACAAGCAGAACCCCACCCUGCUGGGCAUCAUUAACGGGAAGAAAUACAAAGCAGAUUUGAGCGUCAGACGCUAUCCUGUUGAAGAGAUUCCUGAGGAUGAAAAGGAGUGUGCUCAUUGGUUACACAAGCUGUACCAAGAGAAGGAUGCACUGCAAGAGUAUUAUCAGAAGGAGGGCUGUUUCCCUGGUCCCACCAUUAAACCCAAACGUCGAGUUUGGACACUGCUGAAUUUCUUAUGCUGGGCUACAGUCCUGCUCUCUCCGCUUAUUAACUUUGCCUGGGAUGUCUUUGUCAGCGGCUCUCCCCUCCUCAUCAUUGGCUUCAUGAUCUUCCUCAUUUUCGCUUCUUUAGCUGUCCGCCGACUCAUUGGAGUAACUGAAGUAAAGAAAACAGGAUCCAGCUAUGGCAAUAUAGAGGCCAAGAAAGACAACUAAAAUGUUUCACCGUGUCAACACCAUGUGGCCACUAACAUUUACUCUGCAGUCAAGCCUUAGGCACUGAGCUGUCCUGUGUGCAGUUAUCCCUCUUUUACAAAAAAAUAAUAAUAAUAAAAAACACAAAUGUAAAUCUCUUCAAUGCAGCAUUGGGGGGUACAUAGGGAUAUAACUAUAGACAUAACUUAAUACGCUAGUGUAUAAACACAGCUAAAUGGGAAAUAGAAAAUCAAAUGCUCAUCACCUGUGGAUUGGUGGCGACAUACUCGCCUCCUUGGGCAAAAAAGAAGAGCUGACCAUCAUUGACACAUUCCCUUCUGUUUAACUCCACCCCUUUCAAUGCAUAAGACCCCGCCCAUCAAGGGUUUCAACAGCAACAUUUUCCCAAACAAACCACAACGUAGUGGGGAAAGCCCACUUUGUGCGCUAAAGAUUUUUGUUCUCAGUAAAUAUUUAUAUUCUACUGAAAGGGGACCCAUUGCAAAUAGUCUGUCGUUUGCAACAUUUCCAUGUCUCCACCUAAAAUACGUCCCUGUCACUAGCCAUUUCUUUUAACUUUGUGUGAAACACGCAACACUCCUGCACUGUCACGUUCACAUACGGUCAAAUCUUCACUCGGACUGAUUUUCUACGAUCAGAAUUUCACUUCACGUGAAAACUGAGCAUGCUGCAGAGACCCUCCUUAGCCAGGCCAGCUAUUUAGAGAUGAGGUGGGCACACCACAGCCUCUUACAAACCAAUGACUGCUUUGGACCUUUUUCAGAUCUCUGUUGCUGGAGUGAUGGUAGUGAAAACGUUUUGUGACCAAUAUUGCAAUAGAAAUACAUUGAGCAGGGUUUCUAAGGAAAAGCAUGUCUUUUAUUCUGUCAUCUUCUGUAACUACUCCCCUUUUUGAAACCUAUCCUCACAAUGGGGUCUUAACCCACUUUGCCUCCAAUGAAUUAUUGGAUAUCAAAUAUUUUGAAUGAGGGAGACGGCUUUUUACCAAUUUAUUCUAACUCAUGGAUUUUAAGAGUCCCCAAUGUUGUCUACCCAAUUAAAGUUCCAUUGACCAUGAUUUAUAAAAAUAUGAAAUAUUGGGCUGAAGAGUGGGGUAUUAAGAAAGUAACUGAAAGACCAAGGGGAAAAAAUAUAAAUCAUGUCAAUAAAAAGAUUGUGAAAAAUGUUUAGUAUGACAACUAUUGACACUUAUGACUGCUAAUGGCAAGUUGGGUUGUAAAUAAACUCUAGAACUUUCUUCUUGACUCUUAAGAGGUUUGUCAGCUGUUUCGCAGUUGCAUUGAUCGAUUCUGAAAUGUGCUGUCUGCUGAGAGUAAUAGUUAGCACGGUGGAGUCCGAUCUGAAUGAUUAUUUGUCCAUUACAGCUCUUUUUAAAAAGAUUUUAAACGUUUGAAUUAACACCUUUAUGGUUAUUUUUCAGAGUUUUCUGAGACAGAUCCAAGCCAGCAUUUACAGAACAUAACAGUGCAGCUUUUUUUAGUUUGUGUACACAUCAAAAGAGCCCUUCACCCCUUAACAGUCCUGUGUGAUUGUGACUUACAUAUUAUGCAGUUCAGUGCAGAUUUGCUUAUCCUCAAAUUGUCAUUCACUUGAUUUCAUGGUUUAAGGAAAUAUUCUGGGUUCAGUACAAGUUAAGCUCAAUCGACAGCAUUUGUUGCAUAAUGUUGAUUACGACUUGACUUUGACUCAUCCGUCCUUUUCUUUAAAAAAUAAAGCAAAAAUCUUGUG